Ciona intestinalis (vase tunicate) is the source of this 881-nucleotide messenger RNA. Its product is annotated as mediator of RNA polymerase II transcription subunit 22-like. Gene Ontology annotation, molecular function: transcription coregulator activity. Lineage: Eukaryota; Metazoa; Chordata; Ascidiacea; Phlebobranchia; Cionidae. Gene Ontology annotation, cellular component: mediator complex. The record is from RefSeq and is a predicted model, not a curated record. Gene Ontology annotation, biological process: regulation of transcription by RNA polymerase II.
ACUUAAUAAUUUCACUAUUCGUUCUUGCAGUUAGUAGCUGAGCCUUACAAUUUACCUUAAAUAAGGAUCUCAAUUUUCCACUUUUAGAGUAGAAUUGCAAGAAUGGCGCAACGACAAGCGUUGUCACACACCAUACAGAAUCAAUUGAACUCGUACAACAAAAGAUUGAAAGACGACAUUCGUUCAAUGCUAGAUAACUUCUGUGAAAUUAUAAAGUCCGGAAAAGUUGAUGAAAACCAACAACUGGAUAGAGCGACGCAAAAUUAUUACGACGUUUACCAAAUGAGGGUUCGGUCGGCUAACAUAGUGCGUGCAGGGGAGUCGCUUCUACGUUUGAUUGCCGAGCUUAAAACAUUUCUUAUUCUGAAUGACUUCCCAAGCAUCAACCGGCAUAUUGAGGCACAAAAUAACCAUCUUAACUUAGUGUCGGGGAAAUGGAACGAACAGUUAGUUCGACUACGAGAUGAAGCAUCCGUCGUAUUACAUGAUCUGGAGUCGGAACUUUACAGCUCCAUCCGCCCAAAACAAUAAACUAUAGUUGGUAUAUUAUCUUUGCAUUAAUCAGCUUCUGCAAGAGCUGGUCUAUAUGGUUGAGCUGCUAAAGGAUCUAGGAAUUAGGUCAAAUUUGGCCUAUUAACGCAAAAGACAAUACACUAAGCCAUGAGCAGCAGUCUGUUCGUGCUAUGCUCUUUUGAUGCCAAGCUUUUGAAAACAAGGGUGCUCUUUAGGCCAAAUAUUGUUACCUUCAAUUGAUGUUAUAUCACCAAUUAUACCCAUAUUAGGCGCCAUGUCCAUUGCCCACUCCAUAAUACUGUUUGCUACACAAGAUAAUACGCCUCAGGGUCAUACACACAAAAUGUUCUUUAUUUACACAACCAAAA